CACAUUGCGCAUGCGCACUUCCAAAAACGGCAGCAUGCUUGGCUGCCUGUUAUUUUACGCUCUCUACCCGCUAUCUCGGUACCUGCUUUAUAAACAACCCUCUGAGUCUGCAAAGAAGGGUCGACCCUGUGCUGUCAAUGGCAGAACAGCGUGUGAUGGUGCUGCUGUCACAACCAGGAUGUUCACCCAGUUUAAUAAAAACCUGCUGCACCUUUGGCUUGGCCAAAGGGGUGAGUCUAAGGGACAAAACAAGGAAAGGUUAAGCGAACAAUGUUCCUCAGAGGUAGACAAUACUCCAGAUGCAGAACAGCCGAUAUCGGUCAUGCCGAAAGACACAAAGAACCAGCCAGAUUUGAACACAGUGAGUGUGGCCCUGUCUGGAGAAAAGGAGACUCUGUCAGCGGUGCAACAGAAUGCACUGGAUGCACCCCAAGGACAUGUCAGGAAGACACAUUGUCCACUGAGGCAACAAUGCAUUGAAGAAUCUGACAUUAUGCAAUAUGCUGCCCGUCCUACAGAGCAGCCGAUGAGGGUGCACAGAUUAGACAAGUCUGAAAGUAGCAGACCGGAAAGAGAGUGCUGGGAUGAAUAUCUUGCCCCUGCUGCUGAUGACAAGCUGGACGGUGGAACAAAUUCUAACCUGGCGUUGACAUCCGUUCCAGCUCUUGCUCAAAUUCAUCACCGUGAUAAGCAAGCAGGAUGGCAUUUUCCUAUAGGUCAUAAUUUAGAAGAUGAAGUCCAUUGUCCACUCUGGCGUUUUCCUGCUCUGAGCUAUUACCCUUCAUUGGAGCCAAAAGAGUCAUUUGAAGUAAUGUGGAGAGUAUGGCAGGAGAUGAAAAGUGAUUACCCCACAACUUCUUUCACAAAGCCCACCAUGGACUUCACUGUCAUGUCCUACAACAUUUUGGCCCAGGACCUUCUGAUGGCCAACAUUCAGCUGUACAAACACUGCCGUCUAGAAGUACUGGACUGGAACUACCGCUGGAGCCUUCUUUUAGAGGAAAUAUGCAGAUUGGCCCCAGACAUUCUUUGUCUCCAAGAGGUUCAGGAGAACCACUAUGACACACUGCUGUAUCCAGCCCUCACUCAGAUGGGCUACAACUGCAUAUACAAGCGGCGAACCGGGAACAAGACAGAUGGCUGUGCUACUUGCUAUCGCAGUACACGCUUUUCCGAGGUGUCUGUCACCUUGCUGGAGUUCUUCCGGCCUGAAACUGAGCUUUUGGAUCGGCACAAUGUGGGCACUGUUUUGCUGCUUCGACCCCUUGUUUACCAGGGAUCCAAAGUCAGUGCGAAGGGCUCGCUGCUCUGUGUGGCCAACACACACCUGCUCUUUAAUCCGAAGAGGGGAGACAUCAAGCUAGCCCAACUUGCUAUAAUGUUGGCAGAGAUCGACAGUGUGGUCAAGUCAUGGAAGGCCAAAGGUGAACACUGUAAUGUUAUCAUGUGUGGGGACUUCAACUCUGUCCCACACACGCCACUUUACCAGCUCAUCACCAAUGGGGAGCUCUACUUUCAUGGUAUAGCCGCAUGGAGGGUAUCAGGUCAGCAGAAUGUUUCACAAAAAACUUCAUGCCACACACUGUUUGCUCCACUGUGGCCCAGCUCUCUGGGAAUAUCCGAUAACUGCCAGUAUGUCACUGCCAGUGAGGAGGAUGAGGGCUAUAGUACAGUUGCAGGGAAACUUCAGUACAGCCACAGCUUCCUCUUGAAACUGCGCUGCAGUCCAGUCUCAUUUGUACGUCCACAUGAUUUACAAGUAAUCCCAGGUGUCACUGACACCACCCCAAAUAUUUCGAGUACGAAGCAGCCAUAUUUUCAAAGGUUUGGACCCAUCAUUAGACACCAGUUACACCUGGAAUCUGUCUACAACCAUAGCUUCCGUCACCAUGACCACUCAGAAGUUACAACUCUGCACUCUGAAGGUGGAGCCACUGUGGACCACAUCUUCUAUUCCCCUGAACGCAUCUUAACCUCAGAUCAAGCAGCUGCUGGCAAGAUUGGGAGUGAAGGUCUGAAGUUAGUUGGUUUUCUCUCGCUGCUGUCUGAAGAGGCCUUAUGGUCCAUGGACGGCCUUCCCAACCACACAUUCCCAUCUGAUCAUCUCAGUCUCCUGGCUAAGCUCCGCUUGGACCUCAAAGCAGCAUUUUAAGAAAGACUUACGGUAAAAUUUAAUUCAAAUGUCAGUAGCUGGAUAGGUUUAUUAAGCAUAUUUUCAACUGGUUGAGUUCAAGGAAAAAUAAUAGUUGUAAUAGUUGUAACAUCUGACUCAAGCCAAGAAUGUUGCUAUUUAAUCACUGCACAUUUGAUAUUUUUUUGUUUGUUUUAUCUAAACAUCGGCUACUUGAAAUGCAUUUUUUGAAAUGCUUUAAUAUUUAAUAAAUUUGUUUCCAUUACUAUA
Molecule: messenger RNA, 2401 nt
Organism: Nerophis lumbriciformis (worm pipefish)
Lineage: Eukaryota; Metazoa; Chordata; Actinopteri; Syngnathiformes; Syngnathidae
Gene: angel1
Product: angel homolog 1 (Drosophila)
Molecular function (GO): 3'-5'-RNA exonuclease activity
Source: RefSeq, a predicted model, not a curated record